GUCCUUUGGGCGUUGGGCGUGCAGGGGCAGUGUGGGCGGGCGCACGUAGGCGGCAGGCGGGUGCGCAGGCGCAGUGGGCAAUGAGCGCCGAAAGCGCAGGAGCAAGUGCCCCGGGGCGGAGGGCGCACGUGGCCCGUGGACGGCGGGCGCACAGGCGUAGUGGGCGAUAGGCGCUGAAUGCGCAGGCGCAGGUGGGCGGCAGGCAGGCGCGCAGGCGCAGUGGGCAGCGGGCGCACGUGGUAGGCGGGGCCUCAGACGCCGCGGGCGAGAUGGGGCCGUUACGCUGGCAGGUGGUGGCCGCUGUUGUCGGAGGCCUAGCGCUGGCCCUGGAGGCGCUACCCGCUGUGCUGCGCUGGCUGUGGGCCGGGCGGCGGGCGCCGCCGCGGCGCGAGGUGCUGUUCUUCCCGUCGCAGGUGACGUGCACCGAGGCCCUGUUGCGGGUCCCGGGCGCCGCGCCCUCGGGCUGCCCUUGCAACCUGCCCCACGGCGAGAGCUCGCUGAGCCGCCUGUUGCGCGCCCUGCUGGCAGCCCGCGCCAGCCUCGAGCUCUGCCUGUUCGCCUUCUCCAGCCCGCAGCUGGGCCGCGCGGUGCAGCUGCUGCACCAGCGCGGGGUGCGCGUCCGCGUGGUCACCGACUGCGACUACAUGGCCCUCAAUGGCUCACAGAUUGGGCUGCUCCGCAAGGCAGGGGCUCCACCUGGAAGCUGCUGUCUCCUCUCACUGCCCUCACACCCCGGGACACUGGAGGGUCCUAGCGCUGCCCUCUCGCACGCUGUGGUUCAACGUGGACUCUUGGUUAACACAUAGCUGCAAGGUCUUAGUUUGAUUUGAGGGCUUUAGAAUAAAGAUAAGGGUCAAAAUUCUUCCUACAGAAACACUAAGGUGUCUUUAGAGACUAGCUGCUUCCUUGGAGAGUAUAUGUGUUUAAGAAACAAUCUAAUUUUUAAGCCAGUAAGUAAUCCCUGGGAGGGAUCAAUCAAAGUUCCUCCGUAACCACGGUGCAGAGUCGUGAGAAAGAGCACCAGCCUUCAGCUAUCAGAAGAGGGGCCCUCAGGCCAAGACCCCAGUCUCCCUGACCUGGGCAAAAAUCUGCACAAGUAACAGCUGUCAGCCGGGCCCCAAGAGAGCGGUUUGGUUGUAAUUUCUGCGUGUCUCACAGGGCCCAACAAGAAUAGGCACAGGACAGAGGACGCCGCCCACAGCAGGCAGCGUCCAAGCCCCAGCCUGCAUCACCGCCGGGGCAGAGCCUGCCCCCAGUGUCAGCCCAGGGCUUUCCUCCCUCCCGGGUUCGUGCCGAUGGGCGUGAGAGCCAGUCUGGGCCUUGUCUGAGUUUCCUGCUGCGCAGACGCGCUGGGUGUUGUGGGAAGCGGCCGGGAAGUUACUUUCAACGCGGCACUGGUAUGCGCCGGCCGCACGGGGACUGUGUGGCACUUUCCAACAGCCCUUGAAGCUUCCUUGGGAUCCAGAAUGGCCUUCAAAAGGUUUGGACUGACUUGGGAACAGAGCAGUGGAAACGGCCUGGCAGACACUAACGGCCCGCCUGCUUGUCGCAGCAGCGCCGGGCUGCCCUCAGCACUGGACGCACUGCCGGCUCACAGCUGGAGGACGGGGCUGGGGACCGAGGGCACGGGAAGAGCCUGGCGUCUACUGGAUGCAGCUCAAGGGAUGGCGAGAAGCCCAAGAGGACGAAGCCCAGAGCCCAGGCUGCCCUGAUGGCUCCACACAGCCCAACGCCCCAGGGCCCGAAACGUCACCUUGAUGGGCCAGGGCCUGGGAAUCCUGUCUACCAAGGUGGGUGUGAAACGGGGUUGGGGUGUGGUGUGGUGGGAAGGUCACUUCUCAAAACCCCUGGAGCAAAUAAGGCUGUGCUCCCUGUAAGAGCAGCCGUUCCCACGCAAGGUUCCCACCAGACGUCUGUCCCCGCAGAACUGGGGCGGGGAGUGGCCCUCAACACCCCACUGCAAACAUUCUAGCCUUUGGGAAGCCCAACUCUGCUCUCCUAGGACAGCAGAAAGGAGAGGACCCUCGCCAGGUCCAGGUCUGCACAGCCUGGAGGUGGGGGCAGUGGGGGAGCUUCCCCACCACCCUGCCUUGCCAGGCCCCGCUGGGACCCCACCGCAGCCAGUGGAAGGUCAGGCGGGGAACAGCCCAUCAGCUCCUUCUGCCGUUCGGUGACUUGGAGCCAAGAACCGUGUCCCAGCUCCGCCUGCACUGGACGCCCCCCGACCGCUCUGCUUCGAAACCUUGAGGCUCUCAAAGUCCCUCUGGCG
Messenger RNA from Delphinapterus leucas (beluga whale), 2269 nucleotides. The record is from RefSeq and is a predicted model, not a curated record. Lineage: Eukaryota; Metazoa; Chordata; Mammalia; Artiodactyla; Monodontidae.